Molecule: messenger RNA, 382 nt
Organism: Staurois parvus
Lineage: Eukaryota; Metazoa; Chordata; Amphibia; Anura; Ranidae
Source: the annotation of a GenBank genome assembly
ACUUAAAACGGAGCUCCACCCAAAAGGGGAAGUUUCGCUUUAAGGACUGCUCCCACGCUCCCCAUUAACGAUUGGUACCUUUGGGGGGCGGGGGAAGCAUGUACCCGAAUUUGACAGGUACCUGCACCCACUUCCAGUCCGAUCGCCUAGGCGAUCUGAAAUGGAAGCUGUUCUCCCCCCCCUCCCUCCCUGUAGUCUUUUGGGACAUGUGACAGGUCCCAGAAGACUACAGGACCAUUCAGAAAGUGCAGCGCUACUCGCGCAUGUGCAGUGGGCACCCGGCUGUGAAGCCGCAAGCUGUCACAGCCAGGUGCCCACACUGAAUAUUCCGGCCUCCUGGAAUACAGGACAGCUGGUGAAACAGGCUGCGGGGGACACACCA